Molecule: messenger RNA, 1869 nt
Organism: Salvelinus fontinalis (brook trout)
Lineage: Eukaryota; Metazoa; Chordata; Actinopteri; Salmoniformes; Salmonidae
Product: serine/threonine-protein kinase 40
Exons: 11
Coding region: 235-1554 (439 amino acids)
Biological process (GO): protein phosphorylation
Molecular function (GO): ATP binding; protein kinase activity
Source: RefSeq, a predicted model, not a curated record
GCUGCUAUGGAAAGAUGCGAUCAGAAAGCUGACGAAUGGAAGCUGUUGCUGAGUGGUCAUUUCGGUAAUAGUGGCUAAAACAAACAUAGCGCGAUAUCAACCCUCUAUAUACGGUCUCCUUUCGUUGGGGGUAACCAACUGCGUAUGCACCGAACAAAUACGUUUAAAGAAAUGUUCAUGCUGUAGCAAUACAACGCAGACUUUCCUCGGCGUUUUCAGCUCGAGAGCUCUAGCAUGUCUAAGCGGCGCUCUUUGGAGAGGGGGGCCGGGGAGACUUCAGGCAGGGCCAACAAGCUCCUCUGUCCUGGAAUCGCUGGAAGCAACGCGAAGAGGGCAGGUCCCUUCAUCCUGGGGCCUCGUUUGGGGAACUCGCCCGUGCCAAGCAUAGUGCAGUGUCUGGCCAGGAAGGAUGGGACGGAUGACUUCUACCAGCUAAAAAUCCUGACCCUGGAGGAGCGGGCAGACGCGGCCGCAGAGACCCAGGAGGAGAGGCAGGGGAAGAUGCUGCUGCACACAGAGUACUCCCUUCUCUCGCUGCUCCAUAACCAGGACGGAGUGGUGCACCACCAUGGCCUGUUCCAGGACCGGGCGUACGAGAUUGUGGAGGACCCGGAGGCCAACAAUGGCAAGGUACGCCGGAUGAAGAAGCGGAUCUGCCUGGUGCUGGACUGCCUCUGUGCGCACGACUUCAGCGACAAGACUGCGGACCUCAUCAACCUGCAGCACUACGUCAUCAAGGAGAAGCGGCUGAGCGAGCGCGAGGCCAUCGUCAUCUUCUACGACGUGGUGCGCGUGGUGGAGGCCCUGCACAAGAAAAACAUUGUGCACCGAGACCUGAAGCUUGGAAACAUGGUGCUGAACAAACGGACCCACCGGAUUACCAUCACCAACUUCUGUCUGGGCAAGCACCUGGUGAGUGAGGACGACCUGUUGAAGGACCAGCGAGGAAGUCCAGCAUACAUCAGCCCUGACGUACUGAGUGGCCGGCCGUACCACGGUAAGCCCAGUGACAUGUGGGCCCUUGGCGUGGUGCUGUUCACCAUGCUCUACGGCCAGUUUCCCUUCUACGACAGCAUACCUCAGGAGCUAUUCCGCAAGAUCAAGGCUGCAGAGUACUCCAUCCCAGAGGACGGGCGUGUGUCGGAGAACACCGUGUGUCUUAUACGGAAGCUGCUGGUGCUGGACCCCCAGCAGAGGCUGACCGCCGCCGAGGUCCUGGAGUCUCUCAGCGGCAUUAUUGCCUCAUGGCAGUCAGUAUCCUCUUUGACCGGACCUCUUCAGGUUGUACCGGACAUCGAUGACCAGGUCAGCCACCCAGAGCAUCUCCAGGAGGUGAAAAUGACAGAGGAGUCGUCACAGUACGAGUUUGAGAACUACAUGCGCCAGCAGCUGCUUCUGGCCGAGGAGAAGAACACUAUUCACGAGGCCAAGGCCAGCUUCCUCACCAAGCGCCAGUUCGGCGCCAUCCCGCCCGUGCGGCGCCUGGGCCACGAUGCCACGCCCGUCAGCCCUCUGGACGCCGCCAUCCUGGCCCAGCGCUUUCUCCGGAAGUAGCCCCUUCAUUCAUCGCCUUGACAAGUGGAGUGAGGGACACAAGGGUUGGGUUGGGAAGGUACCCUAAAACUGAGAAUAUCUGUGGGAGCUUAGCCCAAGCACGACCCUCCCUUGAGUAGAGGCCCCUAGCUGUGGUGAGUUAGGUGGUGUGGGAACAGACAUGGGGGGGAGGGGGCACCAGAACUGAUCACUCACCUGACAACCUCUCAUAGUUUUCACACUUCAAGUCUGGGUGUUGGCAGUGUGCACAGGAAUGGCAAGGCUGGAGAAUCUAAAGAUCUGAACCAAAGGCUCCCACUGACCCCCCCCCCCCCC